GCGCAAUUGCAUGCCUCUUACGCGUUUAUUACGCGUUCGAUCUUAUCAACUAGUCUAUGUUUCACGAUUUCUUAUAAAUAAACAUUCUUCUUAUUAUCUUCUUUGACAAUUACAAAUCUCUCUCUCUCUCUCUGUCUCUUUUGUGAUCGGAUCGAACAACUUUCGACAUUUGCUAGAAGAAGGAAAAAAAAAUCAUGGGGGGUGGAAAAGAUAAGCAUGAUGAAUCUGACAAAGGGUUAUUCUCACAACUGGCUCAUGCCGCACAGAGUGGUCAUGGAGGCCAUGGAUAUCCUCCAGGAGGUCAGUACCCUGGAGCAUAUCCUCCACAACAACAUGGUUAUCCACAACAACAUGGUUAUCCGCCACAAGGAUACCCACCACAAGGAUACCCACCACAAGGAUACCCACCACAGGGAUACCCUCAACAAGGCUACCCACAGCAAGGCUACCCACAGCAAGGCUACCCUCCAUCUGGCUAUCCUGGCCCAUCUGCUCCACAUCAGUCAGGACAUGGCGGCGGCAUGGGAGGAUUGCUAGCUGGGGGUGCUGCGGCUGCUGCUGCUGCUUAUGGUGCUCAUCAAAUCUCUCAUGGCUCACAUGGCUCACAUGGCUCACAUGGCUAUGGCACACAGGGCUAUGGCUCACUUGGCGGCUUUUCACAUGGUGGUAUGGGUCAUGGCAAGUUCAAGCAUGGAAAGCAUGGCAAGUUCAAGCACGGCAAGCAUGGCAAGUUCAAGAAGUGGAAGUGAUAUUGUUUGUCUCGGUGAUUUUGAUUUUAGUCAUGUUGACUCUAUAUGUAUAUCAUGGAUAAUUGCUGAUCCUGGUUUUCUAAACUAUAAAUAAACAUCAGUUUAUGAUA
This is a messenger RNA of Quercus robur (English oak), 859 nucleotides long. RefSeq names its product glycine-rich protein A3-like. The record is from RefSeq and is a predicted model, not a curated record. The coding region runs from base 195 to 749 and encodes 184 amino acids. The transcript has 3 exons. Lineage: Eukaryota; Viridiplantae; Streptophyta; Magnoliopsida; Fagales; Fagaceae.